UAAAAAUUUGACAGAUUGCAUUUUCAACAAAACCUCGUCAAUUUCCACAUCGUAUGUUAGAAAUUUAGCCGAGAUGGGACUACCAAGAGUGUUUUUCGAUAUGGCUGCUGACAACAAACCCGUUGGACGGAUUGUGAUGGAGCUGCGCAACGACGUGGUGCCGAAAACUGCAGAGAAUUUCCGAGCCCUCUGCACGGGAGAAAAAGGUUUUGGAUACAAAGGAUCGUGUUUUCACCGUGUCAUCCCGAAUUUUAUGUGCCAAGGUGGCGAUUUCACCAACCACAAUGGUACUGGCGGUAAAUCAAUCUACGAUGCCAAAUUCCCGGAUGAAAAUUUCAAGUUGAAGCACACUGCACCUGGUGUUAUGUCCAUGGCGAAUGCUGGCCCUAAUACAAACGGUUCGCAAUUUUUUAUAACCACCGCUAAAACCUCUUGGUUGGAUAAUAAACACGUUGUGUUUGGUUCCGUCGUUGAAGGCAUGGAUAUAGUACGAAAACUGGAAACCUUGGGUUCACAAUCUGGAAAAACUGCUAAGAAAAUUACUGUCGCUGAUUGUGGUGAAUUAUAAUUUCCAAUGUUUGUAAUAUUUUUAGUUGCUUGUGAUUC
Molecule: messenger RNA, 606 nt
Organism: Brassicogethes aeneus
Lineage: Eukaryota; Metazoa; Arthropoda; Insecta; Coleoptera; Nitidulidae
Source: the annotation of a GenBank genome assembly